Messenger RNA from Galeopterus variegatus (Sunda flying lemur), 3529 nucleotides. RefSeq names its product zinc finger and SCAN domain containing 12 (gene ZSCAN12). The coding region runs from base 1 to 1824 and encodes 607 amino acids. The transcript has 4 exons. The record is from RefSeq and is a predicted model, not a curated record. Lineage: Eukaryota; Metazoa; Chordata; Mammalia; Dermoptera; Cynocephalidae.
AUGGUAUCUACUUGGAAUAUCCAGGCCCAUAAGGAUCAGGAUGAACUUUUGGAAGUAAAGAUAGAGGAGGAGGAGAAGUAUAAGUAUACCACCAGACAGGAUCAGAACCUGCAAAAGCAUACCACCCAUAGCAGAGAAGUAUUCCGACAAUACUUCAGGCAGUUCUGCUACCAGGAAACAUCUGGACCCCGCGAGGCUUUGAGCCGACUUCGAGAACUUUGCCAUCAGUGGCUGACGCCAGAGACUCACACCAAAGAACAGAUCCUGGAGCUGCUGGUGCUGGAGCAGUUCCUGACCAUCCUGCCAGAGGAGCUCCAAGCCUGGGUGCAGGAGCAGCAUCCGGAGAGUGGGGAGGAGGUGGUGACUGUGCUGGAGGAUUUAGAGAGAGAGCUGGAUGAGCCAGGUUAUCAGGUCUCAGUCCAUACUGAGGAACAGGAAAUGUUCUUGCAGGAAAUGGUACCUCUAAGAACAGAACAAGAAUCCAGUAUUUCCCUCCAGUCUAUGAAAGCCCAGCUAAAGUGUGAAUCUCCAGAACUUGAAGCCCAACAAGAGCAAGAUUUUGAGACUGGAAAUGAGUACAGGAAUUUAAUUCUAAAGCAAGAAGUUUCUGAAGAAAUGGAGCCAUGUGGGAAUAUAUCUAGCAGAUUUGAAAAUAAUAUGCUUCAGUCUGCUAGGUGUGGAGAAACUCACGAGCCCAAAGAAAAAAUAGAAGAGCCUUCUGGAUACUCCAGGGAAGAUAAACAAGCUACAUGUGAUGAAAACAGAGUAAGUUUGACUGAGAACUCAGACCGCUCUGAACACCAGAGAAUCUGUCCAGGAGAAAAAUCUUACAAAUGUGAUGACUGUGGAAAAGCCUUUAGUCAGCACUCGCGCCUCAUAGAACAUCAGAGGAUUCAUACUGGAGACAGGCCAUACAAAUGUGAAGAAUGUGGGAAAACUUUCCGUGGGAGAACUGUGCUUAUUCGACACAAAAUAAUACACACUGGAGAGAAACCAUAUAAAUGUAAUGAAUGUGGCAAAGCCUUUGGCCGGUGGUCAGCUCUUAAUCAACACCAGAGACUUCACACCGGGGAAAAACACUACCACUGUAAUGAAUGUGGCAAAGCCUUUAGCCAGAAAGCAGGACUCUUUCACCAUCUCAAGAUCCACACAAGAGACAAACCUUAUCAGUGUAGUCAGUGUAAUAAAAGUUUCAGUCGGCGUUCCAUACUUACUCAGCAUCAAGGUGUUCACACUGGUGCAAAGCCCUAUGAGUGCAGUGAGUGUGGAAAAGCCUUUGUUUAUAACUCAUCCCUUGUUUCCCAUCAGGAGAUCCACCACAAAGAAAAAUGCUAUCAGUGUAAGGAGUGUGGGAAAUCCUUCAGUCAGAGUGGCCUCAUUCAGCAUCAGAGAAUCCACACUGGGGAGAAACCCUACAAGUGUGAUGUAUGUGAAAAAGCCUUUAUUCAAAGGACAAGUCUUAUAGAACAUCAGCGAAUUCACACUGGAGAGAGACCCUAUAAAUGUGAUAAUUGUGGGAAGGCUUUUACUCAAAGAUCGGUCCUCACAGAACAUCAAAGAAUCCACACUGGAGAGAGGCCGUACAAAUGUGAUGAAUGUGGAAAUGCCUUCCGAGGAAUCACCAGCCUCAUUCAGCAUCAGAGAAUCCACACUGGGGAGAAACCCUACCAAUGUGGUGAAUGUGGCAAAGCCUUCAGACAGAGAAAGAAGACUGGCUACAAGGAAAUACUUCUGAAAAAUCAUUGUGAACCCCAAGCUGGAGUGACUCUUCUCCUGAGCUCUCUCAUUCCAGAAUGGCAGUCCUCUUGCAGGAAAGAUCUCUAGUAGUGACUGAUGGUAGAGGAAGAGAGUUGUGCUUGGAACCAAGAAUCAGGCUGACAAAAAAGUCAUACAUCUUUCUUCCACCUUUAAGUUGUUACUACCAAGAGGUAGAUACCUGGACCUCACAGGACUGUCGGAAGACUCAGGGAGCUCUGCCCACAGUUGCUGAGAACAGAAUACAUACCAAGGAGCAGGUGCUGGAACAGAUCCUGACCCCAUCCUGAGGAACUGCACAUCUACAUAAUAUCAUCCAGAAUGUGGAGAGGAGGCAUCGGUUAUGCUGAAAAAGUUGAAGAGAUAGCUUGAAUGAAGGACAAACCGUAGGCGGUAAGGGUUGGGAGGAUCACUUACGGCUUGACUAGUAAAGUUUGGGAAUAUCACGAAAAACAACAAAACUGAACUUUAGCACCCACCAGAUGUCUCUGGAGCCAUAACUCAGCAUCUCACUCACGGGCUUUAAUUCCUUUUGUUAUUCAUAUGCACCCCUGGAAUAUUCUCUUUCUAUAUCGGGGUUCGUUUGGGUGUUUAGUUUUACAUUAAGUUUUCCGAGACCAACUUCAUUUUAUUGCCUAUGGGUCCCAGGCUAAAGGAUAGAAAAGAUAUGCUCAUGGCAGAGAUAUAGUACCUUGGAAUCAGAGGUUUCAUAUCCAACCUAAGACCUUAUUUUAGUUUAACUCUCAGUGUUAUUGCCUUUUGAUAUGGAAAGCUGAUGAAAAAGGAUUUCUGAAGAGAAAGAAGAGAGCCUCAGAAGGGAAGCUUUUUAAAACUCUUAGUGCUGUCCUCUCCCUUGAAACCUUUCCUCUAUCCAUCUCCUUCUUGUUAUCUACCUGAUUCUUUAAAUAGAAACUCUCAGCCACGUUUUGGGUUUUUUUGAUUUUUGACCUAUUCAACUCCUUUAACUUCAAAGUGUUGCUUUCUUCUUAUGUUUUAGGCCUAACCAUUACCUGGAAAAGUAAAUUUCCCAGUUUACUUCAUUUUCUCACUUCAAAUUAGUAUAUGUUUUGAAACUGGUUUAGUUGUAACUUCAAGAUAACUUCUGUCAUAUCCCAUUGUUUAUUGAUCUACUCAAAUAUUGAGCAUUUCAUAUGUCUAUAGUAGUGACCUAGGUACAUAUCAGUAGGUGUAUAUAGUCCUCUUAAGUAUCCUUAGCAAAUUAAACACUCUCUUGGUUUUAUGAUAUUUCUUGUUUCUCAGCUCUGGAUUCAAACUGAUCUUAAUUUUUUUUAUUAUACCUUUCUGAUUCUUUGUCACAUUUUGUGAGAAAAUCUUCCAUGCUUUUCCAUUCUCUUUCUGCCCAGCUGUCUCACUCAAACUGGAAUCACACGUGCCUUCUUGGGCACUUCACAAAAUUGAGAUGCCAGUCUAGAGACUUAGAAAAGUCAUGCAUUGUAGGGUUUUAUUUUUAUCACUGUUCCUUGUCAUAGUCUCAUGAUCUUAGAAGAGACAACUGAUAUUUGAAUUGUUUGUGCAUUUUUUUUUAGACGGUGUAACUAAGAAUGAAAAUAAAGACUUGGCUCCAACAUAAAAAAAUUCUGGAGAUGCUGAAUCUUGUAGGGGGAGUCUUUGUAGAACUGCAACGUCAGUGCAGUUAAGUGUAGUAAGAGCUUUAGUUACUGGUGAGUCAUUAAUCAGCACCAGGUAGUCCACGCUGAAGAAAAUCUCUUUGAGAUCAACAAGUUUUGUAAGGCUUUUGUUUACAGUGGGUCCC